Molecule: messenger RNA, 2778 nt
Organism: Pipistrellus nathusii (Nathusius's pipistrelle)
Lineage: Eukaryota; Metazoa; Chordata; Mammalia; Chiroptera; Vespertilionidae
Source: the annotation of a GenBank genome assembly
AUGAAUGGAAGGUCAUGCAGCAUGAAUCUCUACCGGAUAUCAGGAACCCCACAGGGGCCUGGGAUGGUCAGUGGCCAACACAUUCCUCCCAUCCGAGCCCACUCGGGGGCUCCUGGCCCCUCGUCCUGUGGCAGCGCACCAAGCCCCGGCAUUGGAAGCCUUGCUAACAGUCUCCAUCUCAAGAUGCCCUUGGGAGGAGGGAUGGUUCCUCAGAACAACAUGGCUGAGAGCCCCAUCCAUCUGCCCGCCUUGAGCCCCGGGAGACAAGUGCUCACCAAUGGGAAGUCACGAUUCCAGGUCACCCAGGCCGGAGGCAUGUCAGGGCCACACACUUUAAUGCCAAAGCAGAAGGAGUUUGGAAGUCCUUUUCCUCCAAAUCCUGGGAAAGGGGCUCUUGGCUUUGGGCCUCAGUGCAAGUCCAUUGGAAAAGGCAGCUGCAACAAUCUAGUGGUCACCAGCAGCUCCAUGAUGGUUCAGCGACUGGGACCCAUUUCACCUCCAGCAAGCCAGGUCUCUACAGCAUGCAACCAGAUCAGUCCUAGCUUUCAGAGGGCAAUGAAUGCAGCCAACCUGAAUAUACCUCCUUCAGAUACCAGGUCCCUUAUUUCACGUGAGUCUUUGGCGUCCACGACUUUGAGUCUGACGGAGAGUCAGUCGGCGUUGAGUGUGAAACAAGAGUGGACUCAAGGCUACAGGGCUCUCCCUUCACUCUCCGCCAACCACAGCUCUCAGAAUGGCCCCGACCUAGGGGACCUCUUUAGCCUUCCUCCGGGGACAGCCAUGUCCAGCAACAGUGUCUCUAACUCUCUGCCGUCCUAUCUUUUUGGCAUGGAAAAUAGCCACUCUCCUUACUCCAGUCCCCGCCACUCCUCAGCCAGGUCCCAUUCGGCCCGCUCCAAGAAGAGAGCCCUGUCCCUGUCCCCGCUGUCCGACGGCAUCGGCAUUGACUUCAACACCAUCAUCCGCACCUCUCCCACGUCCCUGGUCGCCUACAUCAACGGGUCCAGGGCUUCCCCGGCCAACAUGUCCCCGCAGCCUGAGGUCUACGGACAUUUCCUGGGGGUGCGCGGGAGCUGCAUCCCCCAGCCCUGCGCAGUGCCCAGCAGCCAGAAGGGCGUGCGGGUGGCCGGCGGCGGCCUGGUGCUCCCGGCUUACGGGGAGGACUGCGCUCUGGAAUACGAGCGCAUGCAGCAGCUGGAGCACGGAGGCCUCCAGCCCCUGGUCAACAACAUGGUGGUGCAGCACGGCCUGCCUGGGCCCGAGGGCCAGCCGGCCGGCCUGCUGAAGACGGAGCGCCUGGACGACUUCCCGGGAGGGGCUCUCGACCUGCCCUCCGCGUCUCCUCUGCCUCCUCUGCCACUCCAGCCCCAAGGCCCUCCUCCCCCUUACCAUGCCCACCCGCACCUGCACCACCAGGAGCUGGUGUCCCACGCCCCGGCACUGGCCCUGGAGGAGGACGGGGACAUGGACGACGUGGGGGGCAAGCACUGCUGUCGCUGGAUCGACUGCAGCGCUUUGUACGACCAGCAGGAGGAGCUGGUGCGGCACAUCGAGAAGGUGCACAUAGACCAGCGCAAAGGGGAAGACUUCACCUGCUUCUGGGCAGGGUGUCCUCGGAGGUACAAGCCGUUCAACGCCCGCUACAAACUGCUGAUCCACAUGAGAGUCCACUCCGGAGAGAAGCCCAACAAGUGCACGUUUGAAGGUUGCAAGAAGGCCUUUUCAAGGCUCGAAAAUCUCAAGAUUCACUUGCGGAGUCACACGGGCGAGAAACCUUACUUGUGCCAGCAUCCGGGCUGUCAGAAGGCCUUCAGUAACUCCAGCGACCGCGCCAAGCAUCAGAGGACUCAUCUGGACACUAAACCUUAUGCUUGUCAGAUUCCAGGAUGCACCAAACGCUACACAGACCCAAGUUCCCUAAGAAAGCACGUGAAGGCUCAUUCUUCCAAAGAACAACAAGCGAGGAAAAAGCUGCGGUCCAGUGCAGAGCUCCAUCCUGACUUGCUCACGGAUUGCCUCACCGUGCAACCCCUGCAGCCGGCCACGUCCCCACAAGAUGCUGCCCCAGAUGGGCCAGUGGGAUGCUCCCCGGGGCCUGGGCCUGAUCUCUAUCCAGCUUCCAUUUUCUCCAGCAAUCAUUCAAGCCGAAGCGGAACAGCUGCUGGGGCUGUGCCACCCCCACAUCCUGUCAGUCACCCUUCUCCAGGACAUAAUGUACAGGGGAGCCCCCACAACCCCUCCUCCCAGUUACCUCCACUCACAGCUGUGGACGCGGGAGCUGAGAGGUUCGCACCUUCUGCUCCAUCUCCUCACCACAUCAGUCCCCGGCGAGUCCCAGCUCCUUCUUCCCUAAUGCAGAGGACACAGCCUCCCCAGGCCCAGCAGGCCUCAGGGCCGCACCUGAAGAAUUACCAGCCAGAAACAGACUCUUUUCAACCAAAUGGAAUCCACGUCCAUGGAUUUUACGGGCAGCUGCAGACAUUCUGCCCCCCACACUACCCUGACUCCCAGAGGACCAUGCCACCCAGCAGCUCCUGCAGUGUGGUGCCUUCCUUUGAGGACUACUUGGUCCCCACGUCCAUGGGCCAGGCUGGUUUUGAUGUUUUCCACAGAGCCUUCUCAACUCACUCGGGCAUUACAGUGUACGAUUUGCCUUCCGGUUCCUCAAGCCUCUUCGGAGAAUCUCUUCGCAGUGGGCCUGAAGACACCGCGUUCUUGCAGAUCAGCGCUGUGGACCGCUGUCCUAGCCAGCUUUCCUCUGUCUACACUGAAGGAUAA